AUGACAACGCCUCAUCAAACCGAUGUCAAGAAAGCCGAUAAUGGAGGAGAACGACAGCGACACAGCGUUAGCGAAUCUCAUGAUGGACGAGUCUCAGUCAAGAUGGAGGCUCGGCACAGUAACAAGUUAGGCAGCAUCUCGGGCGUCUAUAUCCCGGUUUUUCUAAAUAUCAUGAGUAUUCUCAUGUUUUUGCGCUUUGGUCUCAUUAUUGGAAAAAUCGGUUUCGUGGGCAUCCUCGGACUUCUUGUCACGGCAUAUUCUAUCGACCUAUUGACGACGCUCUCUCUAUCAGCCAUUGCCUCUAAUGGUGAAGUUAAAGGAGGCGGUGCCUACUACCUCAUUUCGCGGUCCUUAGGGCCCGAGUUUGGUGGUUCCAUCGGCAUCCUCUUCUACCUUGCUCAGGUUCUGAAUGCAAGUAUGAAUGUUGUCGGUCUCAUCGACUGCAUACGACUCAACAUGGGGCCGGCUUUUCCCCAAGGAUUUCUAAUCGGUUAUGGACUUCAGACAGCUGCUCUACUUCUUUGCACCGGUCUCUGCUUCUUAGGAUCUGCAACAUUUUCGAGAGCGUCAAAUGCUUUGCUUGCUAUUCUCAGCCUAGCCAUCAUCAGCAUCCCAGUCUCUGCUAUCUUCAAGGCCCCCUUUCAUGACGAGGAUCUUGGUAUCAACUUCACUGGGAUUAGUCUUGAUACGCUGACAGACAACUUCCUUCCUCAUCUCGACAGUCCUCAGUUCAAAGGUCUUGAAACAUUUCGCGACCUGUUUGGCAUUCUCUUUCCUGCUACCUCGGGCAUUUUUGCGGGUGCGUCCAUGUCGGGAGAUCUAAAAGACCCUGGUAGAUCAAUUCCCCAUGGAACGUUGUGGGCGAUGUUGACAACCUUCAUUAUCUAUUUCGUCGUGAUUCUUUCUCUGGCUGCGAGUACGACCCACGCCUCAUUCUUGGCCAAUGCCAAUGCCAUCUCGAUCAUCAAUCUCUCCCAACCUGUCAUCCUUGCUGGUGAAUGCGCCGUCACCUUCUUCUCCGCUCUCAUGGGUUUGAUCGGCGCAUCGAAGCUAUUCCAGGCUUUUGCGAGGGAUAAGCUUCUCCCUGGUCUUGCUUUCUUUAGCAAAGGCACGAAGCAUGGCGACGAACCGAUAUAUGCUCUGAUUUUGACGUAUGCCAUUGCGCAGCUUGCGCUUUUCGCUGAUCUCAACCAGAUUGCAACAUUCAUCUCCAUGGGAUACCAGAUGACCUUCUUCGUUAUGAACCUGGCGUGCUUCCUCCUCAAGGUCGGGUCUGCACCUAACUUUCGACCCAGUUUCAAGUUCUUCACUUGGCAGACUGCAUUCUUUGCUGGAAUUCUGUCAGGCUUUGCUAUGUUCUUUAUUGACGAAACUUACGCCGCCAUCGCCAUCACCGUCCUUGUUCUGCUAUUUCUGCUUAUUCAUUAUCUGAGCCCCCCAAAGCACUGGGGCGAUGUAAGCCAAAACUUGAUCUAUCAUCAGGUGAGAAAGUACUUGCUACGUCUUAGACCAGAGCAUAUCAAGUUCUGGCGACCGCAUAUCAUACUACUCAUCAACAAUCCACGUCGACAGACCAGAUUGAUUAAGUUUUGCAAUUCGCUGAAAAAAGGCUCACUGUACAUCCUUGGACAUGUCAUUGUGACAGACGACUUCAACUCAGGUGUUCAUGAAGCUAGACUGCAACAACAUGCCUGGACAAAGUACAUUAAUGAGUUCUCUAAGAUCAAGGCCUUUGUGCAGCUAACAAUGUCUCCCACCAUCACUUGGGGUAUCCGAAAUUUAAUACUAUCAGCGGGACUUGGCGGAAUGCGUCCUAACAUAGCUGUACUCGGAUUUUACAAUAUGGAUGAACUGCGAAAGUCAAACCCAAGACUGCGCAUCCCAGAUGUCCCCGUAUCUUUUUCGAAACAAUUGCAACGGCCCCCUAAAUCGAACGGCAAAGCGCCCGAAAGGCCCCGAAGACGGCGAGGGGACACAUCCGCAAGACUCAUGGAGGGUAUCCUCCCGACGGACGUCAUCCGUACUGAGAACAUGAUGUCCCCAAGAGAAUACCUGACAAUUGUAGAAGACCUUGCCCUGCGAUAUCGACUCAAUAUUGCAGUGGGAUGCGGAUUUGACUCGUUAGAAACUCCGCGACAGGAUGGUAUGAACACCAAAAAAUACAUCGACUUGUGGCCGAUUCAAAUGUCCGCCGAGGUUACGUCUGAUGGAAAAAGUUUGCUGACUACCAACUUUGACACCUACACUCUUAUCCUUCAACUCGGGCAUAUCCUACAUAGUGUGCAACUUUGGAAGCAAGCAUAUACACCACGCGUCAUGGUGUUCGUGGAAUAUGAGAGCGAGGUACACGAAGAGCAUGCUCGAGUCUUAGCGCUUCUUGAAAAGCUAAGGAUUGACGCACAAGUUAAAGUAUUCUGCUUGGCAUCGGGCAGUCUGAAUACCUACGAAAUCAUUGUGAACGGUAUAGGGCAUGAUAUAGAUUGGGAAAUCGUGGUUAACGAUACACUUCGGAACCAAGCUUGGUGGGAUGAUGUUCAAAUGUUCCGAGGCCGUGAGGACAACAUGACUUCGACUCAGGAGUUGGACCAACUCGAACACAUUUACGAUUCCACAUCUGGUAGACCCGGCUUGUACAACCCUCAUGAGGAAAUAUAUGAGCGGCGACGCGCAAGCACUACGGAUGUUCCCGAGCUGCCGAGACGUCCGGCUAUUCGGAUGCUUUCAAAGAUGGGUGUGAAUAUGGGGAUUCAUACACACCAUCUCCCAGACGACGCGCUGGAUGAAGCGAGUAGCGAGGAUGAUGAGACAGAGGACUCCCCAACCGAUGACCUUGAGGAUGAGGAAAUGGGAUACAGUUCUGAAUUACAUCGGAGGUUCAACGACGAAGCCAGUAUCGGCCCGAGUGAUGCAGUACAUCAGCCGUUGUUGGCGGGUGGAGAUUCUCAUGAUGAGGAUGGCAGAGUACGUGGUGACUAUUGGGAAAGGUUUGGCCGGCGUUCCAAGUCUGACGCCGUUGGAGACGCCGUUGGUACCUCGACAUCGUACGGCACAAUGUCAUCGUCUGCAACAGUGAAGGGUAUUGGUGGAGUCCAAACAUCGCAGCCAGCAGCAGCCUCUCAGCUGGCCUCGGAGUCCUCAGCAACGCAAACAGACCAGCGCUCACGUAAAGGCAGCAUAGCAUCUGUUGGCGAAGCGUUUCCCUCUCUUGUCUCACGAGACUCUUCAGGAACUUCGACAGCAUUUUCUCGUGUGCGACCUGCAAGCCCUACGCGAGAAGAUACAGUACGUCCAUACCGUGGUGGCACAUCAACACCAGGGAGACCAAACCUUUCCAGGCAAUCUUCGGCCGUGAAAUUCUCCAGCCGUCCGGUUCCUGAGACGAAGAUUGUGGCCUCAGAAGCAGAAGGCUCUACGAUAAGCUUUGCGCCUCCCUCUAGUUCCGAAUCAGAGACUCCAAAGGCCGGGCCGUAUCGACCAAGCUACUCUCGGCAAUCCUCUCAAGGCAGGUUCCCGGGCAGACCUCAACCUAGCACUCAAUCUUCGGAUGGUGAGUUCGAUAGCAGAAAGGUCUCUUUUGUCGACCAGUCUCAUUGUGAGCCACAAUCAACGCAACAUUCUCGAUUCCAUUCGCGACGCAACUCUCGAGGAUCCACAUAUGAAGGUGGCGGGUCUUGCGAACAGAUUCCUGAAAUGCUUGAAAGAUAUAGAUUAAGCUCGCAUUUGGAGGAAGAAGGCCAAGAUACGGGUUAUUCGCCGCAGGGAUUGGAGCUCUCGUUCAAUGAGCUGCCAAGCAGGGCACAGCACCUUAUCGUGAACGAGUUGAUGCGUCAACAUUCCAAAGAUACGGCUGUUCUUCUCAGCACUCUUCCAAUUCCCACGGAGGGGACAUGCCUGGAUGAGGCGGCGACAAUUCAGUAUCUGUCUGAUGUCGAAUUGCUCUGCAACGAGCUUCCGCCGACACUGUUGGUACUUAGCAAUAACAUGACAGUCACUGUCAAUCUGUAG
This is a messenger RNA of Fusarium sp. VM40, 4005 nucleotides long. Lineage: Eukaryota; Fungi; Ascomycota; Sordariomycetes; Hypocreales; Nectriaceae. The record is from the annotation of a GenBank genome assembly.